This is a messenger RNA of Scheffersomyces coipomensis, 1813 nucleotides long. Its product is annotated as protein induced by osmotic stress. Gene Ontology annotation, molecular function: oxidoreductase activity, acting on the CH-OH group of donors, NAD or NADP as acceptor. Bases 288 to 1313 code for a protein of 341 amino acids. NCBI's taxonomy places the organism in Eukaryota, Fungi, Ascomycota, Pichiomycetes, Serinales, Debaryomycetaceae. The record is from RefSeq and is a predicted model, not a curated record. The transcript has a single exon.
GGGAUGGUGACAAUCCAAUUUAACUGAUCAAUUGCAACCGCUGCGGCUUACAAAUAAAUUCCUGAUUUAUCAUCAACCGCAUUUACCUAAUUCGGUUUUAACCUUGAAAAUAAGACCGAGUAUCAGUAUAACUAAGCAUAUUGCAAACUAGUAUAUACUGGAAAACUAUAAAAGGUGAUUCAAUUUCACAAAUAAUUGAGUUGGAAUUCAUAUACCAUCAUUACUAAAAGGUCAUAGCUUAAUAUAUCAUAGAACAACUCAUAAAUCAAUUCACAUAUAACAUUAAAAUGACUUCAGAAACUGUUUUCGUUACUGGUGCUACUGGUUAUAUCGCAGGACACAUCAUCUUGCAAUUGUUAAAUAAAGGAUAUAAAGUGGUCGGUCAAGUUAGACUGGUUUCCAAAGGUGAAAUACUAGCUAAAGAAGUUAACAACGCCAAUUUCUCCUAUGAAGUUGUUGAAGUUUUAGAGAAAGAGGGUGCUUUUGAUGAAGUUUUAUUAAAACAUCCUGAAGUUACUUUAUUUAUGCAUACUGCUUCUCCUGUUCAAUUUUCUCAAGUAGACCAUGAAAAAAAUACCUUGAUUCCUGCUAUUAAUGGUACUAAGAAUGUUCUUGCUUCUAUUCAUAAAGUGGCUCCUCAAAUUAAACGUGUUAUUGUUACUAGUUCGGUUGUUGCUGCUGCUACAUUUGCUGAAUUAGCUGAUCCAAACUUUAUCGGUGGUGAAGACUCCUGGUCAUCAAUUACUUAUGAACAAGCUAAAACUAAUGAUGCAUCUACCGCCUAUGCUGGAUCUAAGAAGUUCGCUGAACAAGCAGCAUGGGAGUUUGUUAAGCAACAAAAACCUACUUUCAAAUUAACCACUGUUUUACCAAGUUAUGUUUUCGGUCCACAGGCUUUUGAAUUCGGUGUCAAAGACUUAAAUCAUUCAUCUGAAUUCCUUGUUGGUGCUUUGAAAUUAACUAAAGACUCUAAAAUCCCAGCUGCAGAAAGUAUUUGUGUUGAUGUUCGUGAUGUUGCAAAUGCUCAUGUUAAAGCUCUUGAAAGUAAUGAAGCUGCUGGUAAAAGGAUUGUGGUUUCCAAUAGUAGAUUUGUUUAUGGUCAAUUUGUGGAUAUUAUCAGAAGAAAUUUCCCAAAUUAUACUAAACAAUUACCAUUUGUUGAAACCUUACCAAGUGAUUAUUUUGCUAAUUAUAACAGAUUUGGUGACUCUGAAUCAAGAAGAAUUUUAGAUAUUGAAUAUAUUGAUUUUGAAAAAACUAUCAUUGAUCACAUUACUCAAGUUUUAGCAUUUCAAUUUAUCCAAGUCUAUUAGUUUAUAGUGUUUAUUAUAUAGCUGUUGUUUAGAAAUACAUUAAAAUUACUGAUUUAUACUGCGAAAAAUCCAAUUUGUAUGUAAACCUCCUUUGAGCGAAAAUAAUCAGAGAUGAAAAUUGACAGGAUAAAAAAAAAGGUGAAGAGUUUCUAUUACAGGAAAUAUCAUUGAUUGAUUGAUCUAAACUAACUAGACCCCAAACUACCAUCAACAUGAAAGGGAUAUGACUCGGUAUGAUAAUGAAGAAUCAGAUAUAUACGAUCGAAUAAGGAUAAAACCCAAACUUGAUCGAUAUGUUCCUCCGAAGAAAACAACAACUCCUAUAAAAGUGGCCGAUACAUAUAUUCCAAAGACCAAAACCGUUGCGCCAGUUCCAGUUCAAGGCCUUAAAGUACCGUUACUUAAUUACAACGAUGCAGAUCAUGGUGAUGUGGAAGAUGGUGAUGAAUAUGAAGAAGAGGUCGAACCUCGAGAGAUGUUGCUAAGUGAAAGGGUUCAGU